GCAGAAGCUCGCGCAGUCCUCUAGCAGGCGGGAAAGGGGGACCGGAGCGCAACCACUGAGGGCCCUUGUGGUCUGUCUGAUCUGUAAUGGCAGUCACUAUUAUUAGGUAUAUGACAGCCUAAUAUACCGCAUCUUACUCACAGAUGAAGAGAAUGAUCACUUUGCUUCAGGACCUCUCCCUGCAGAGCUCUGCUGCAACACUGAGGUGUACUGGUGAAUCCUUUCACUUUGUACACCCUUUUCAUAGUGACCACGAGCUUCAGUAACUGCACCCACUCUAGCCCCACUUCUGCUCACUCACCUGCUUCCUUACUUACCCUUGUCGUCAUGGCGACGUGGCCCAGCUGCCUCUUUAUGCUGACAGUGGUGACAUGCUCCUCCACCCAACGCCUGGAUCCACUCACACCCCCAGCUCCUGAGUAUGCCCAUUCCAUUCGAAUAGAUGGUGACAUCAUCCUGGGGGGCCUCUUCCCAGUGCAUGCACGAGGGGAGCGAGGUGCCCCCUGUGGGGAGGUGAAGAAAGAGAAAGGCAUCCAUCGGUUGGAAGCCAUGCUCUUUGCCAUUGACCUCAUCAACAAGGACCCUGACCUGCUGCCCAACGUCACGCUGGGUGCACGCAUCCUGGACACCUGCUCGCGGGACACAUAUGCCCUAGAGCAGUCCCUCACCUUUGUGCAGGCACUCAUUGAACGUGACCCCUCCGAUGUGCGGUGCGCUAGUGGAGAGCCUCCUAUCUUCGCCAAGCCGGACAAAAUUGUAGGUGUGAUUGGUGCUUCUGCUAGUUCUGUCUCCAUCAUGGUGGCAAACAUCCUGCGGCUGUUUAAGAUCCCUCAGAUAAGCUACGCCUCAACUGCACCAGAGUUGAGUGACAACACCCGCUAUGACUUCUUCUCCCGCGUGGUACCACCAGACUCCUACCAGGCACAGGCCAUGCUGGACAUUGUCACAGCAAUGGGAUGGAACUAUGUCUCCACGCUGGCUUCUGAGGGAAACUAUGGCGAGAGCGGUGUGGAGGCCUUUGUCCAAAUCUCUCGGGAAACUGGUGGUGUAUGUAUUGCACAGUCUCUGAAGAUCCCCAGAGAGCCCAGGCCAGGAGAGUUUGACAAGAUCAUCUUGCGACUGCUGGAAACUCCAAAUGCUCGUGCUGUCAUUAUGUUUGCAAAUGAGGAUGAUAUCAGACGCGUACUUGAUGCUGCUAAGCGAACCAAUCAGACGGAUCAUUUCCUCUGGGUGGGAUCAGACAGCUGGGGUUCAAAGAUCUCCCCUGUGGUCCAGCAGGAGAAAGUAGCAGAGGGAGCCAUCACCAUCCUGCCUAAAAGAGCUUCUGUUGAUGCUUUUGACAGAUACUUCAGAAGCCGCUCGCUCUCAAACAACCGAAGGAAUGUGUGGUUUGCUGAAUUCUGGGAGGAGAAUUUUGGAUGCAAGCUGGGCAUGCAUGGCAAGCGUCUUGGCAGUCCUAAAAAGUGCACAGGGUUGGAGAAGAUUGGUCGAGACUCCAGCUAUGAGCAGGAGGGGAAAGUGCAGUUUGUGAUGGAUGCUGUAUAUACCAUGGCCCAUGCUCUUCACCGCAUGCACCGGGACUUGUGCUCCGGAUACCCAGGACUCUGUCCUCGCAUGAGCAGUAUCGAUGGCAAGGAGCUGCUGGGUUACGUCCGCAACGUUAGCUUUAAUGGGAGUGCGAAGACCCCUGUAACAUUCAAUGAGAACGGAGAUGCUCCUGGACGAUAUGACAUCUUCCAGUAUCAGAUCACCAACGGAUCAAUAGCUGAGUACAGAGUCAUCGGCCAUUGGACAGAUCACCUUCAUUUGAAAAUAAAUGCCAUGCAGUGGGAGAGUGGUGCCUCAUCUGUGCCCGCCUCAGUGUGCAGCCUGCCCUGUCGGACGGGUGAGAGGAAGAAGGUGGUGAAGGGCGUGCCCUGCUGCUGGCACUGUGAGCGCUGCGAGGGCUACCACUACCAGGCCAGCGAGUUCACAUGCCAGCUGUGCCCAUACGAGCAGCGGCCCGACCGCAACCGCACCAGCUGCCAGCUCAUCCCCAUCAUCAAGCUGGAGUGGCACUCACCCUGGGCUGUGGUGCCCGUCUUCAUCGCCAUCCUUGGCAUUCUUGCCACCACGUUCGUGAUUGUCACAUUUGUCCGCUAUAAUGACACGCCAAUUGUGCGUGCCUCUGGCAGGGAGAUGAGCUAUGUGCUGCUGACUGGCAUCUUCCUCUGCUAUGUUGUCACCUUUCCUAUGAUUGCCACACCCAGAGUGUGCGUGUGCUCCUUUCGCCGGGUCUUCCUGGGCCUCGGCAUGUGCUUCAGCUAUGCUGCGCUGCUCACCAAGACCAACCGCAUCCACCGCAUCUUUGAGCAGGGCAAGUGCUCAGUGGCAGCACCACGCUUCAUCAGCCCCACCUCCCAGCUGGUCAUUACCUUCAGCUUGAUCUCUGUGCAGCUUAUGGGUGUGCUUGUGUGGUUUGUCGCUGACCCACCGCACACGUUUGUGGAUUAUGGUGAGCAGCGCACACAGGACCCUAGGAAUGCUCGUGGCGUUCUCAAGUGUGAUAUAUCGGAUCUCUCACUCAUCUGCUCAUUGGGCUACAGCAUCCUCUUGAUGGUCACAUGCACUGUUUAUGCAAUCAAGACCAGAGGAGUACCAGAGACCUUCAAUGAGGCCAAGCCUAUUGGAUUUACUAUGUACACCACCUGCAUCAUUUGGCUUGCAUUCAUACCAAUCUUCUUUGGGACAUCGCAGUCUGCAGAGCGGAUGUACAUCCAGACGACUACUCUGACAAUGUCUCUGAGCCUGAGUGCAUCUGUGUCAUUGGGGAUGCUCUACAUGCCCAAAGUCUACAUAAUCAUCUUCCACCCAGAGCAGAAUGUGCCGAAACGCAAGCGUAGUUUCAAGGCCAUUGUCACAGCCGCCACCAUGUCCAGCAAACUUAGCCAGCUGGCUAGCGAAAGACCAAAUGGAGAGGUGAAAACUGAGCUCUGUGAGAGUAUGGACAACAACACACCACCUACAAAAACAACCUACGUCAGCUAUACCAAUCAUGCCAUAUGAAGAUGCAUCUUGAUUAGAAGAAUUUGCGAUUGUUUACAAUGAGGCAUGGACUGCCACAGACUGGAACUAUAGCAUGUGUCUUUGAUGUUUGUUGUAAAGAGAGAGGCUGGCUGGACUGAGACAAGAUUGUGUGUUUUUCUAACAUUUACACUAGUGGUCAGAGUAAUGGGACAGCAGUUGCUUCUGGCAUAGAAACAAACACAAAUGGUCUGCCAGUGAAAGAGAAAUAUUUAUAGAUAUAAAGAUAUAUAUAUAUACAUACAUAGAAAAAUGCAAAGAAAACAACAGAAAUAAUGGAGUCAACCAUGUUAGUCGUUAUUCUAAUUGUAUUUUGUGGUUGUGCAGAUUUUGAAUUCUUAUUCCACAUUGUCAGAUCUGCAUUGAAAAAUGCAUUUGUCUCUUGUAUUGGCUACUCUGGUCAA
Messenger RNA from Electrophorus electricus (electric eel), 3467 nucleotides. It is a transcript of the gene grm8b, whose product is annotated as glutamate receptor, metabotropic 8b. The record is from RefSeq and is a predicted model, not a curated record. Gene Ontology annotation, cellular component: membrane. Gene Ontology annotation, biological process: G protein-coupled receptor signaling pathway. Gene Ontology annotation, molecular function: G protein-coupled receptor activity. Lineage: Eukaryota; Metazoa; Chordata; Actinopteri; Gymnotiformes; Gymnotidae.